Messenger RNA from Haliotis rubra (blacklip abalone), 3610 nucleotides. Its product is annotated as cephalotocin receptor 1-like. Gene Ontology annotation, biological process: G protein-coupled receptor signaling pathway. The transcript has 3 exons. NCBI's taxonomy places the organism in Eukaryota, Metazoa, Mollusca, Gastropoda, Lepetellida, Haliotidae. Gene Ontology annotation, molecular function: peptide binding; vasopressin receptor activity. Gene Ontology annotation, cellular component: membrane. The record is from RefSeq and is a predicted model, not a curated record. Bases 487 to 1686 code for a protein of 399 amino acids.
AUCGUCUCUUGCAUUAAGCGCCCGUAGCCAAGGAGCUACACGUUUUCAUUUCAUUCGCCAAUACUGACAGGCUCGCACGAAGCCUGGUAAUGAUUCCAACUCGCCACGUUCAGGCAGACAGCAACUGGGCCGUUCUUCACGCUAGAAAGGUAUACUGCUGCUGUGGUGGGAUUACAUUUUAUGUGCGGACUUUCUUAGUAUAGACUCGCCACUUUUCAUAGUUCAACCACUUGAUAUCAUAAACACAGUGAGCAGGAAGUUCUAUGCGUUAAAACAGAGGUAAGAGUGCAAUGCCGAUUGAAGGCAGCCCCUCACACGGAUAUGCUGCCCACGGGUCUACUGCUGCCGAAGACAAAAUGACCGCAUGGGCCUUGGCCGGAACAGAUGAUAAGUGGAUCUAAUCAUCGCGGACGCUUCAUGCCUUCACAAUAAAUUAGCGUCUUUGUUUUCGAAGCCAGUCCGAUAAGAAGAGAGUGGUCCGUCAGAAUGAGUUCUCCUAGUCUGCUCAUUACUGGUACCAUUAAUUCAACAGUGGCCUUGCCUGUGAAUAGUAGCAGUGUCAAUAGCACAAAAGUUGACCUCCGGGAUGAAAAUUUGGCCGUGAUUGAAAUUGGCGUUCAAGUUUCUAUAAUUAUCCUAGCAGUCAUCGGCAACUCAGUUGUCAUGUUGACGCUGAAGUUCAGAAAGAAAAAGCUGUCAAGAAUGCAUCUCAUGAUUGUUCAUCUCAGCUUGGCAGACUUAUUUGUGGCUUUCUUUAAUGUACUACCUCAACUCGCCUGGGAUAUUACAUACAGAUUCGUAGGAGGAGACCUACUUUGCAGGCUUGUGAAAUAUUUUCAAAUUGUUGCUAUGUACGCCUCGUCAUACGUGUUACUGACGACAGCCGUUGAUCGUUACUACGCCAUCUGCCGGCCUCUUACCAGCGCAACAUGGACUUUCGGAAAGAUUCAAAAACUUGUCAUGGUAGCGUGGUUUGUCUCCCUUGUUUUUAGCAUACCCCAAGUUGCGAUAUUUUCCUACAGGGAAACUGCGCCAGGAACGGGAAUCUACGAUUGCUGGGGUGUUUUCGAACCAGAGUGGAAAUUACAACUGUACAUUACUUGGAUUACCCUUUCGGUUUACAUCAUUCCCACCCUAAUUCUAGCUCUGGCGUAUGGAUGCAUAUGUCAUUCGGUUUGGAAAAGUGGGAAAAUGGCCCAGACACUUACACCAAGGUUUACUCUUCAGAAUUCCAGAGUUUCGGGCAAAUCCAAUACCAUGGACAGUGUAUUAUCAAAAGGGGUGCUUGAAGAAAACGUCCAGCCAGUGCAAAUGAAGCCACCAGUUCACGGGAUAUCAAGAGCAAAAAUGAAAACAAUCAAAUUGACAAUGACAGUUAUUAUCUGUUAUUUAAUCUGCUGGUCGCCGUUUUUCAUAGCGCAGAUGUGGGCGGCGUUUGAUCCUAAUGCUCCAUUUUAUGGUCCAAUCUAUUCAAUUAUCCUGCUCCUCGCCAGUCUCAACAGUUGUACCAAUCCCUGGAUCUACGUGGCCUUUAGCGACACCGUCUGCAGCGAACUGAAGAAGCUCUUUGUCCGACAAAACAGAGGCCGGAGAGACGACCAGGUCCAAUGUGUUUGUGUUAGUUGUUUUAGAACUGCAGACCCACGUGCCAGCUACCGUCUCAGCCAAAGAUGUGAAACCAACUAGACAAUGUACAAUACCUGCACAGACACAUGUGGCAACACGAUGUCGUAAAAUGGACCUUUUCAAGACAGCCAACCUGUUCAUUGUCGUAAACAUCAUAUAUUACUAAUUCUUACUUGAUAGAUAUGCAUUGAAUUGUUGAUCACUGGAUUAUCUGAUCCAGACUCGAUCAUUUACAGACCGCCGCCAUAUAGCUGGAAUAUUGCUGAGUGCGGCCUUAAACAACACUCAAUCAAUGUACAUUUAAGCUAACAAUAUAGGUAGGCAUGAAGAAGUAAGAGAAGAGAACAUGGACAAUGUACAUAUUUCACUUCCGUUCACGGACAAUAUCCAUGAAUGUUCAUAAUUCAUUUGUACCAUAAUCUCAUGCUAACAUUUUCAUUUUGUAUAUAUUGAUAAUUUACUGCAAGGAGUGUUAGGUUAAUAUUUCCAUAUACUCAUGUCUUGAAUAGGAAAGAGGAAUUAGUGAUAUGAUUACAGAAGUAAUCAGUGUAAAUGUCAGAAAACCUCUUGAUGUCAAUAAUCUGAGCUCUCAUUAAAUGUAUUGCAACAAAUCAAACAUCAAUGUGAAUUAUGUGUGUGAUAAUUAGAAAUAAUGUGGCUGUAAUCUCAUGCAAUUGAACAUGGACCAAUCAGGCUUUUCACAUGUAGAUGGGAAUAUGCACGCUGCCUGUAAUUUUGUAAAGGAUAUUAAUGAUUGUAUAUAUGCAUGUCACGCUAGGGUUUAGUUGAUUCAAGUUUGAUUUUGAACUGACAUCAUUUUGAAAAAGAGGAAUAGAUGUAUGUUAUUUUGCCAGUUUUCACUAACGGAUCAAAUAUUUAAUUAAUCAAGUAUGUCCAACAACUAUGUACUCAGCAUGUAUAUAUAUGGCUGCCACAUAAUUGUCUCAAUCAGUCUUGUUCAUUCAUAUUCAAUGUGUGUCCACGGACACUGGAUAUUCCAGUAAUCGCACCUAGUUGAUUUCAAUUUAACUGGUUUGUGAUCCUGAGCUUGGCAGUGCGGAGCCCAAUUCGACAAGAAUGGUGUGACUAAGCUAUUGUUAUAAAGUAAACCCCUCACUAUCGAUACCAUUUUAGAGGAAUUUCCAGGAAUACUGACAUCAGUUAAAAAGCAUGACCGUAGCACUGAUACUUGGUUAAUGCUUCGAGCUCUAAAGAAAAGAAAAUAUUUUGACACAUGCCGCAUACCACUAACUUUCAAAGGUCAUGGCUGUCUGGUUUCAACACAAUGGAACGUAUUUAUGAGAGGAACCAACUUUCACAAGACAUUGGCAUUGUGAUGACCCUUGACGCACAAGCGAUGUAGUUUGGGUGCCGGGAAAUGGCCUAUCAUUGAUUUUAAUCAAACCUGUUUGUGUUUGAGAACAAAGCAAACUGAUUUUGGACGCUGUGAUUACAUCGGAUCAAUUCUUACCUUUCCUAAUUUGAUCAAGCAACAUUUAUAAAUGCACAAGAAGGAACGUGUAUUGAAUGAGAAGAGCCUUGAGGACUUACAGAAAUAUAGUGUUGCAAAUCUUCCGUUCAACAGUAUUAAUAUUAACGACUGAUUCGAUGAAGCAUUCACCAUGGGAAUUUGUAGUUACCCUUGAUGUUUCCACAAAAUGACUGACAAAGAGCAGAUGUCAGAAUAGGUCGGAUUUAAUAAAGCUGUUUAUAAAACAUCUUUGAACUCCCCAACAUAAGAAACAUUCACAUAGUGGAGUGGUACACUGAAGUCUUUGUCGAUGUACAUGGCGUUCGGUUUCGUUCUCUAUUGAGUUCAUAAUGAAGGAUAAUUACAUACACACAUUUUCACUUGGAUGUGUUUUAGGUAUGAUUAUAUUCUCUCUUGGUAUCUAUUCAUCAGUUUCCAUUGAUUGCAGUUGUGUUUACCGUGUUUAACAUUUGCAAGACUUUACUCUUCGAUUAAUAAAAUAAUUCUGUACUA